Cuscuta campestris is the source of this 2007-nucleotide messenger RNA. Lineage: Eukaryota; Viridiplantae; Streptophyta; Magnoliopsida; Solanales; Convolvulaceae. The record is from the annotation of a GenBank genome assembly.
AAUAAUACAAACCCUAAUUUCCCCUCUCCUUGCCGCACGGCACUUCUUCUGCUCCUUGUCUUCCUCUUCGUAUCUUCCCCUUCUCCUUCCCCAGUUUCUUGCACGAGUUAGAAGGCACUCCGAGCCCUUCCCGCGUUGAUACUUAUUGUAUCAUUGGUGCUCUCGUUGAGUUGUCAUGGCUUCUAAUCCUAUCACGGCAGCCGACUUUCAAGAAUUUCAGAAGCAGAUCGAUGUCCAGAUGCUCUCACACACGUCCGCCAUGCAAACCCUAAACCACAACGUCGAACAGUUGCAGUGUCAAGUGGAGUCCGUGUUGGCACGUUCAGCUGGGUUGUGUUACAAUUGUGACGAGAAGUGGGUCAAGGGCCAUCGUUGUGGCCGCUUUCUCCUUCUCCUCGAGGAUGAUGACGAGGAGGAACUCCCUUUGGCUAUCACGAAUGAUACUCUCCUCACGGCGGACGUUUCCUCCUUACAUAGCAUGGCAGGUGUGUCUACUCCGCGCUCUUUACGGCUGUCUAGUAUGAUCUCCGAGGUCAUCGUAGAUGUUUUGAUCGAUGGUGGGAGCACCCACAAUUUUAUUCACCCAUCCGUGGUCGAGAAACUUCAUCUUCUCGUUACCGAUGUGCUGCCUUCCGCGUUUAUGUUGGGAACGGCGCAUCACUACUGUGUAAACAACGCUGCUCCGAGGGAAUUCCUGAUCCGGACUGAUCAACGAAGCUUACGAGAACUACUCCACCAAGUGAUCCAAACUCCGGAUCAACAAUUCUACGUCCGAAAGCUUUUGGGAUACCGGUUCAAAAUUGAAUAUAAGCCGGGAUGGACAAAUUGUGUCGCCGAUGCCUUAUCGCGGCAGGAAGAUUCAGGGACAACCACUGCAUUCUUGGCUUUGUCCCAGCCACUGCCAGACAUCCUGGAGCAGAUUCGGGCCGAAAACAGUACCCAACCGGACCUGCUGCACCUCCACCAAGCUCACCAACGUGGCACCCUCCGGCCCCCGUUCACCGUCGUGGAUGGACUGCUCCUCUACAACACCCGCUUAUGCAUUGGGGCCGAAUCACCUCUACGACAGGCUGUCUAUGGUCGGCCUCCGCCAGACCUCAUUCCAUAUCGACGGGGCGCGAGUCGGGUUCCCGCAGUUGAUGAAGUUUUGGCCGAACGCGACGAAUUGCUGCGCAUGUUACGUGCAAACUUGGAAGCCGCGCAACAGCGGAUGAAGGCUCAUGCUGAUUCCCAUCGACGGGACGUGGCUUUUAAGGUGGGGGAUCUGGUCUUACUCAAAUUGCAGCCUUAUCGGCAACAUUCCGUCGCUCGGCGCACCUGUCAAAAGCUCUCCCUCCGUUAUUAUGGGCCUUUCGAGAUCUUGGAGCGCAUUGGGGAGGUCGCCUAUCGUUUGAAAUUGCCGCUGUCGUCUCGCAUUCACCCUGUUUUCCAUGUGGCAGUGUUGAAGCCUUACAAGGGGCCUUCGGCCGACCUCACUCCCUUACCACUGCCCGAGGAGCUGGUGGGUGGCCGUGUGCCCUCGCGGCCGGUUAGCAUUCAUGCCUCUCGUCGUGUUUUACAUGCAGGUCAUCCGGUAGAUCAAGUGCUUGUUCGUUGGAGUGAUGGUACCCUUGAUGAUGCAACGUGGGAACCGGCUGACCAGAUACGAUGUCAAUUUCCCGACUUAGACCUUGAGGACAAGGUCGUUCCUCAAGCGGUGGGGAAUGUUACGGAGGCACAGCCACCAGAGCGCAAAAGCACUCGCGUUCGUCGUCGUCCAGGAUGGCAACGCGAGUACGAGAUGGAGUAAUAUUCUAUUUUAUUAUCAUUCAUUAUUGUAACGUAGAAUUUUAGUAGGUGAGCGAAUUAUAAGCUCCUUCGGGGUUUCUUUAAGGUUCUUUACCCCGUCGCUUUUCUUUGAACCGUCAGAACAGACAACGUAGUUUUUUUUAGGUUGGGGGAGUCUCUAUACUAUAAAUAGGGACGGAUGCUAUGCAUGAUAAUUAUCAAUAAUACAAACCCUAAUUU